CCACGCCGCGAGAUGAAAGGUCAGAAUACCAAGCUGAGGCCCGGCUCCGCCGCCCCCGCCAGCUGGACCCACGGCUUGGCCCUCUGCCCGCGCGCGCUCCCCGGGCCGCGCCAGACCCGCACUUCCGCCCGCAGACGCCCGGGCGCCCUCGGGCUGCGUGACGUGAUCCCGGCCGGCGCGCUGACGUCAGCGGGCGUCGGCGUGGGCCUCGCGCGGGCGGGGAGCCUGUGGAGCGCUGGAGCCCAGCCACCCGGCCGCCCCUUCUGCCUGCGUCGCUGUUCAAGGGGCUGAGGAGGCUCCGGGCGGCCGAACCGUUUCCGCGUUUGCUGCGCCGGCCCCGCGAUUUACAGCCCUGGAGAAUCUACUUUUUUCCCCUCAUUUUUUACCCUGCAGUAAUAAAUCCCAUUAUGGACACCCAAAAACUUUAUAAAGGGAUAUAGUUUGAAUUCUGUGGAGUGUAAUUUUGUGUAUGACUUAGACUUUUAAAAUAUGAAGGGUUUUCAGAAACAGGGCUAGUAGAGUUAAUUACUGGCAUAUUAUGCAUGAGCAGUGUUGGUGAUAGAGUAACUUGUUAGGCAUUUGUGAUAAUACUAGAACAGUCAAGCUGUAUCUUGAUAAACUUGAUUUACCUUUAAAUACAAAAUGAGUGAUAUUAUAGAUGCAUGAUUCUUAAAUUAAAGACAAGUUACAUAAAAAGGUUCUGCUGUAGAAACUAUGGUUAAUUAGUUAAGUUUAUGGAGACAAUACCUUCAACUGACCAAGUGUAAUUAAGAGGUGUGCAAAGUUAGGAAGAAAGACAACAUAAUAUUGAUGCUGCAGGAAAUGAAAACAAAUAUAGACAGUAUUAACAAAGAUGAGUUAGCAGCUUGUGAGUUUUAACAUCGUGCACAGUAUAACAGAUUUAGGUUCAAUAAUGCUUGUGGGUGUUGACAUCCUCCAAAAGUGUUAAUUGAAGCUACUUUAACCUUCUUAAGUAAAUACUAUGAUGAUAAGCUAUGUGAAAUUAGCCUUUAUAUAAUGUGACCGUAUGAAGACUUAUUGUUUGCUAGAAUAAAAGAAAAUUUUUUUUUUAAUAAAAAAGAUAUUAAAGUGCUUGGAGGAAAAGAAGUCUGCAUAUAGUUUUUUUUCUCUUGUAGGAUGGCCAUUAAUUGGCUUCAUACCCAGGCUUUGUAGUUUGUAACCAGAAGCAAAUUAAAGGCAUAAGUAUUGUGUCUUUGUUUAGAAUUGGGGGAAUAUAAACUUGCUUGAAAAAUCAAGGAGUGUUAACAUAUUUUCAAGAGUGCCUCAACUUCUUUCAGACUGUUAGGUUAGUAUUAUACCAAAUAGUGAACAGAUAGCACUUGAGUUAAUAUAGUCCUAAAGAGUAUUAAAUGCUAUUUUGAUAAUAUAGGAGAGAAAGUCAUCCUACCUGAGUGUAAAUUCAGAUGUAAAUCCAGUAAAGAAGGUGUAGUGAAUUUUAUGUGAGUAGGAGCCUAUCAUUUAAUUCUUUUUUAUGGUAAAAAAAAAAAUCUAAUGUGAAGAGAAGAAAAAUUUCAUGUAAAGGAUUUUUGCUGUCAAAAAGUAAAAAUCACUCAUGCACAAAACUACCUCCCAAAGACUUGUCCUGGAUCCCUCAUAUCAAAAAAUUAAGAGUGUGAUGGAAGAUAGUACAGUCUUGUCAAAUUGGACAGUUGGCAACAAACAAAAAAUGACAUAUGACUUUUCAUGUGAACUCUACCGAAUGUCUACGUAUUCAGCUUUCCCCACCGGUGUUCCUGUCUCAGAAAGGAGUCUUGCUCGUGCUGGUUUUUAUUACACUGGUGUGAAUGACAAGGUCAAAUGCUUCUGUUGUGGCCUGAUGCUGGAUAACUGGAAACAAGGAGACAAUCCUAUUGAGAAGCAUAAACAACUGUAUCCGAGCUGUAGCUUUAUUCAGAAUCUAGUUUCUGUUACUAGUCUGGAAUCCACUUCUAAGAAUGCUUCUUCUCCAAUGAGAAACAGUUUUACUCACUCAUUAUCACCCACUUUGGAACAUGGUAGAUCAUUCAGUGGUUCUUAUUCCAACCUUUCACCAAACCCUAUUAAUUCUCGAGCAGUCGAAGACUUUUCCCCAUUGAGGACUAACCCCUACAGUUAUGCCAUGAGUACUGAAGAAGCGAGAUUUCUUACUUAUCAAAUGUGGCCAUUAACCUUUCUGUCACCAUCAGUAUUGGCAAGAGCUGGCUUUUAUUAUAUAGGACCUGGAGACAGGGUAGCCUGCUUUGCCUGUGGUGGGACGCUAAAUAACUGGGAACCAAAGGACGAUGCUAUGUUAGAACACCAGAGACACUUUCCUAACUGUCCAUUUUUGGAAAAUUCUCUGGAAAUGCUAAGGUUCAGCAUUUCAAAUUUGAGUAUGCAGACACAUGCAGCUCGCCUGAGAACAUUUAUGUACUGGCCACCUACUGUACCAGUUCAGCCCGAGCAGCUUGCAAGUGCUGGUUUCUAUUAUGUAGGUCGCAACGAUGAUGUCAAGUGCUUUUGUUGUGAUGGUGGCUUAAGGUGUUGGGAAUCUGGAGAUGACCCAUGGGUAGAGCACGCCAAAUGGUUUCCAAGGUGUGAGUUCUUGAUACACAUGAAAGGGCAGGAGUUUGUUGGUGAGAUUCAAGCUAGAUAUCCUCAUCUUCUUGAACAGCUGUUGUCAACUGCAAAUACUCCUGGAGAUGAAAAUGCUGAUCCACCAAUUGUUCAUUUUGGACCUGGAGAAAGUUCUUCAGACGAUGCAGUCAUGAUGAAUACACCUGUGGUUAAAGCUGCCUUGGAAAUGGGCUUUAGUAGAAGCCUGGUAAAGCGGACAGUUCAGAGUAAAAUCCUAACAACUGGAGAGAAUUACAAAACAGUUAAUGAUAUUGUGUCAGCACUUCUCAAUGCUGAAGAUGAGAAAAGAGAAGAAGAAAAGGAGGAAGAGAAAGAAAGACAGACUGAAGGAACAGCAUCAGAUGAUUUGUCAUUACUUCGGAGGAAUAGAAUGGCUCUCUUUCAACAGUUGACGUGUGUGCUUCCUAUCCUGGAUAAUCUUUUAAAGGCCAAUGUAAUUAAUAAACAGGAACAUGAUAUUAUUAAGCAAAAAACACAGAUACCUUUACAAGCAAGAGAACUGAUUGAUACCGUUUUAGUUAAAGGAAAUAGUGCUGCCAACAUCUUCAAAAACUGUCUUAAGGAAAUUGACCCUACAUUAUAUAAGAACUUGUUUGUGGAAAAGAAUAUGAAGUAUAUUCCAGCAGAUGUCUCAGGUCUGUCCCUGGAAGAACAGUUGAGAAGGCUGCAAGAAGAAAGAACUUGUAAAGUGUGUAUGGACAAAGAAGUUUCUAUUGUAUUCAUUCCUUGUGGUCAUCUGGUAGUAUGCCAAGAAUGUGCCCCUUCUCUAAGAAGAUGCCCUAUUUGCAGAGGUAUAAUUAAGGGUACUGUUCGUACAUUUCUCUCAUAAAAGAAAAAUAGGCUGUAUGUUAGCUUAUGUAUAAAGAUCUUUAAAAUAUUGUCUGAAGUUGUUUCAAGUAAAAAAAUGAAUUACUGACUCCUUAAUUAGUAACAUUUACAUUCUCUGCUUUCUUUGGCAUUAGUACUCGUGUUUCCAAAAAGUGGUGUCAUACAUAAUAUUUAAUAUUAAUCUCUAUAUGAAAAGUAAGGUUUAUGUUUGAGCUGUGUUAGUGUACCUAUGUGCACACAGGAGAAGUUAAAGGAGCAGUGUCAAUCCUGUUAUGUAUCAUUUUAGGAGUGACUGGAUCUGGUAUUCUUUCUGAAAGCAUUGAGUACUACUUUAGAGUACAGUUGAAAAGAAUUGGAAACCAGCAACUCUGGAGUUCAUCACAGUUACACUGCCAAGUUCUCAUUGGUUCUUUUUCAUUUGUGUUCUUUUUCAAAUAGUGGUACAGCAUUGAGACAGGGUCCUGGUUCCUACUCAAAAAAAAAAUAUGCAUAACAAUGUCUUUGAGUUCCACAGAACUGGGGCCCCCACCCAGGUGGAGGGAGGUAACUUCAGGCUGAAUACAAGAUUCCUGGAGCACUGCUCUGUUGCCUCAGCAGCAACCAAUCAGAAAAAAGUCACACAUCCUGAAGCCCUCAUCCCAAAUGUUACCUUCUGUUUCUGGGGACCAGUGAUGACCAUCCUGUUAGGUCACCUGUUUGGCCCCUGUCUGUUUCAUCUCUGAGAGGAGCCAACACUUUCAAGCUAAAUUGCUAUUAUUACAAGGGUGAAUGCUGGUUUCAGGCACAUAAUACCUCCACUUAGAUCAUUUAGAGAGAGACUUCUGCUCUGCUAGGCAGGCCUACGCCCAGGCACAGCAGGAAGAAGUUUCAGAAGAAAGAGACCUUCGCCCCAAUUCCCAAGAAGUAUCUUGAGUAUGAAGUCUCAGUGGGGAGUUGUUAGGGGAAGCACGCUGAUUGAAACCGCCCACCCUGGCCAGGCACCACAGUAACCAUUUGCAUGAGUUGUUUUACGACAGGAGGUCCUGGUAAGGAACAUGGAACUAAUAAGCCACCACCAACCGGAAGAGUUCAGGAAAGGUCAAAAGGAGACACCACAUGUCUGACCACCUCCCAGUAUCCUCACCUCUAGCAUCCAUCUUGGCUGAACAAGGCAUGCACCACCAGGAAGGGCUCUGAGUCAGAAUGAUUGACUAAAGACAACCCAGAAACUAAUCCCAUCAUCAUAAAACCCGAGACUGUCAGACCUCUUCUCCUGGGUUCCAUAACCCUAUUGCUCUCCACCUGGGCACCUGUUCCCGAUAAAAUCUGCUUUGUCAGCAAAAAAAAUAAAAUGGUGUCAUAUGAUAUUUAAUCUUAAUCUCUGUUUAUAUGAAAAGUAAGAUUUAUGUUUGAGCUGUGUUAGUGUACAUGUGUGUACACGGGAGAAGUUAAAGAAGCAGUGUUAAUGCUGUUAUGUAUCAUUUUAGAAGUGACUGGAUCUGGUAUUCUUUCUGAAAGCAUUGAGUACUACUUUAGAGUAUUGUUGAAAAGAAUUGGAAACCAGGAACUCUGAAGUUUAUCACAGUUAUAUUGCCAAAUUCUCAUUGGUUCUUUUUCAGUUGUGUUGUAAGAUAAGGAUUUUUCUCUUAGUGUUAUAAAAGGUUUUCCCUUAAUAAAAGGUCUUUAAAAAGA
Messenger RNA from Cervus elaphus (red deer), 5115 nucleotides. RefSeq names its product baculoviral IAP repeat containing 2 (gene BIRC2). NCBI's taxonomy places the organism in Eukaryota, Metazoa, Chordata, Mammalia, Artiodactyla, Cervidae. The coding region runs from base 1574 to 3445 and encodes 623 amino acids. The transcript has 9 exons. Gene Ontology annotation, biological process: regulation of apoptotic process; regulation of cell cycle. The record is from RefSeq and is a predicted model, not a curated record. Gene Ontology annotation, cellular component: spindle microtubule; cytoplasm; nucleus.